Oppiella nova is the source of this 2634-nucleotide messenger RNA. Lineage: Eukaryota; Metazoa; Arthropoda; Arachnida; Sarcoptiformes; Oppiidae. The record is from the annotation of a GenBank genome assembly.
AUGUCGCUUGUGGUCACUGCGGCCGAACCCGAGGUCACAGGACAAUAUAAGUUAUACCGUACCUGCAGUCUGAACCAACUGUGCGGCGAUGAUUGGAAACGUGUCCGCUCUAUCGUGACGCCUAUUUUCUCGUCGGGAAAAUUGCGGCGAAUGUACCCUCAGAUUAGGCAAUGUUUGGCGUCACUUCUCAACUACGUAGACGUGCUGGCUGAAAAUCGCCAAGAAUUAGACAUGCUCGAAACGUUUAGCAAGUUUUUGCUAGAUAUGAAUGCUGCAACAAUUUUCGCUACAAAACUAAAUUUGUAUAAAUCGGCGACAGAUGGCAACACUACUAGUGAACACCCGUUUGUUAUCCACGCGAGAGAAAAGUUUGUGUUUAAGGCCUGGAAAGAGAUGGCGUCACUUGUGUUGCCACAGUUUGUCCUUAAAUUGAUACGUUUAGCGGAUACAAAAGCUGAUCAAUUUUUCCAGGGUUAUAUCCGAAACAUGUUAAAAGCUAGACGCGAUAAUCCGGGUAAAAAGCAUCAGGAUUUUGUUCAGAUGCUUAUGGAUGCUGAAGUAACUGAUAGGAAGCCUGGAGAUGCUAGUGCCACCACUCGGGAUGAUAAGGAUAAUAGCGAACUUGAUCAUGUUAAUCAAGGCGAGGAAUCGUUAGCCGUCGAGCGAAAAGUGAUGGACAUUAAGAUUAGGGACAAACGUUUGACGGAAGACGAGAUCCUCGCCCAGGGCUUCCUAUUCAUGUCCGUCCCCUUUGUGGCCACCGCAACCAUACUCGCGUCCACGACAUACGAGUUGGCCCUAAACCCGGACUGUCAGCGCCGCCUACGCGACGAAAUUACAGGCGCUAUCAGCGCCACUACCGAUGAGAUAGCGUACGACGUGUUGGCACGACUACCCUAUUUGGAUGCCGUCGUGUCGGAGUCCCUGCGCAUGCACGGCUCACCCCUAUCCCUGUUUAGGUACCCCUCCGUUGACUAUAAUUUAGGCGAUACGGGUAUUACUGUGAAAGCCGGCACACAGAUUGAAAUUCCCGGCUACGCCGUACACCUGUCCGAUGAGUAUUAUCCCGAUGCUUUUAAGUAUGACCCUGAUAGAUUUAUGCCCGAGAAAAAACACCUCAUUAAGCCCUAUACAUACCUGCCCUUCGGGGGCGGCCCUCGUAAUUGCGUUGGUAUGCGAUUCGGGUUAUUACAGAUCAAGCUAUGUAUGGCUCAUAUGGUAUUGAAGUAUCAGUUCUUCAGGACUCCCAAAACGGACGUCCCGUUGCAAUAUCAACGGUCUCUACAAAUGGUGUACCCGAAGCGUAGCACCUGUAGACUUCUAUGCCUUAUGGGGUUUGUCUACCAGGCGUAUGAAAUAAGUCACCUAUACUUUUCAUACCAAACCAUCACUAAUGUUAAGUAUGAAGUGGAGGACAGCCUAUCACUACCGGCGAUAUCUAUAUGUGUCAACAAAACCCUGUCAUUAAAACUUGACUUUUUGGAGCAAUUACUCGGAAAACUACCUCAAAAUCUGUCGCAUAUUAACUUUGACUCACCCUGGAAGACAUUGGUAACUAAGACUAUCCGGGAUCAAUUUGACGCCAUACAGGAGCUGAGUGAGUGGGUUGAUUGUCAAAUUCAACAUACAGGUGUUGUUGGUAACGACACCAUGAAUUGCGAGGCUAUAUCGCCUUAUAAUGAUACGUGGAUACGAGCCCCCUAUCUAAGCGUACACUACGGCAAAUUGUACAAGUAUAAUCCGGAUAAUUUUAUGGACGCGUGGUGGGAGUGUCAGGUAAAGUUUUAUAAAACGGUAGUCCAUGUGAAGUACAAACCCAACGGAAAUAGAUGUCUUUACGGCGAAACUCGUGAGGAUUGUAUUAAUAGUUGUGUGAAUAUGUAUGUUAUGGCUAAUACUACGAAGUACCCGGGUGAUCUUCUAUGCUAUAAUAAGACAAUGGAUGCCAAGUACUAUAUGGCACGCCAUUUACCAUACUUUAAGGCUUACGAGGAUUCAUGUCGUGAUAAAUGCUAUAAAAUGAUUGAAUGCUACGAAGAGUACUAUCGAUUGGAAAGGAUGUGUUUCUCAAACAAAAAGCUUCAUACGAUAUACGUGUCCCAAAUGUCGGCGCCGACUAUCAUAUACGAGAUCUCGUAUAAAAUGACUUUAGAGGAGUACAUGUGUCUAAUGGCGAGUGUUAUGAGUCUAUGGUUUGGGUUAUCUGUCAUUAUGUUCACCGAAACCGUAGUCAAAGUGUACGCUAAAUGUAAUCAGUAUUAUAGCACCCGGUUUGUGGUCAUUCGUAAUGGUGUGUUGUAUAUGCGUAUAAUAGGCGUCACGAUAGAGCGGACACGUUUCCAAUCAUCGCCGCACAGUUGGUUCAGACUGCGGGUACGGUUCGAGUAUUUCGGCGCCCAUACUAUGUUCCGGUCGACGAACACGUGGAAGUCCUUCACCAGAAUUAAUUUGAUUAGCUCCGGGUCGGCCACCCUUAGCACCGGAUAUAUAAAAACAAGUUUGGAGAUAGUGUUGAUCACAGGCGCCAAUCGAGGCAUUGGACUCUCAUUAGUGCGACAGGUGUUGACCACAACUCACGCCAAACAUGUCAUCGCAACCACUCGUCAGUCGUCUCACCCAGAGUUGGAUCAAUGA